CGUUGCCAAUUUGGCAAUUUGCCACACUUUCAAAGGCUAUUACCAUGAGAAAGCAUGAUCUAUUUGUAUUUGAGGAGAUAUAGACACAGAGUGCAGGAAAAUAUUGGUUUUUAUUGCAGAAAAUUCUCUGCCAUAGCCAAUGUUGAACUUGGUAGUUCAACAAUCCCAGAAGCUUUUGUUUGGGUUGGCAAAAGUGCUUCCCCACUUCCUGAUUUGCAUGGCAUCUUGCAAAAAUGUGCAAGAACAGGUGCAAUCCUGGAAGGAAUGGUCUGUCAUGCACAGAUUAUCCAUUUUGGGUUUGAAGGAGACACUUUGACAUCAAAUAUGCUGAUUAAUAUGUAUUCCAAAUGUGGUUUGCUUGAUUGUGCUCGGAAGGUAUUUGAUAGUAUGUCUGAGAAGAGCUUAGUAUCAUGGAAUACAAUGAUUGGGUCACUUACCCAGAGCGGGAAGGAGCACGAAGCUCUUAGCCUUUUCUUGCAAAUGCAAAGAGAAGGAACCCCACUUAGUGAGUUCACAGUUUCGAGCAUUCUAUGCGCUUGUGCUGGGAAAUAUGCUUUGUUUGAGUGUAAACAAUUGCAUGCUUUUGCUAUUAAGGUAGCAGUUGAUUCGAAUAUCUUUGUGGGGACUGCGUUGCUUGAUGUUUAUGCAAAGUGUGGUUUCAUAAAGGAAGCAAGCACUGUUUUUGAGUGUAUGCCAGAGAGGAGUGAUGUCACAUGGAGUUCUAUGGUGGCUGGAUAUGUGCAAAAUGCACUUUAUGAGGAAGCUUUGGUAUUGUUCCACAGAGCUCAAACAAUGGGAUUGGAAACAAAUCAGUUUACAAUUUCAUCCAUCAUAUGUGCUUGUGCAGGUUUGGCAUCAAUGAUUGAAGGGAACCAGGUUCAUGCCCUUUUAUGUAAAACAGGAUUUGGUUCAAAUGUAUUUGUUGCUUCCUCACUUUUAGACAUGUAUGCAAAAUGUGGUAGCAUAAAAGAUGCUUACAGUGUAUUUACAGAUGUAGAAGAUAAGAAUAUAGUUUUAUGGAAUGUAAUGCUUUCCGGGUUUGCUAGACAUGCUUACUCCCAGGAAGUGAUGAUCUUAUUUGAGAAAAUGCAACAGACUGGUAUGUACCCCAAUGAAGUUACAUACAUCUCUGUGUUAUCUGCUUGUAGUCAUAUGGGUUUGGUUGAAAAAGGAAGAAAAUAUUUUGAGCUCAUGGUGAAAGCACACAAGGUUUUGCCCAAUGUUUUUCACUAUUCUAGCAUGGUUGAUAGUCUUGGACGGGCAGGUCGGAUUGAUGAAGCUCACAAUUUGAUAGAGAACUUGCCAUUUGAGGCCACCACUUCCAUGUGGGGUUCGGUUUUGGCUUCUUGUAGGAUCCAUGGAAAUCUUCAGUUGGCUGAGGUAGCUGCAGGGCAUUUGUUUGAGAUGGAACCUAAUAAUGCAGGAAACCACAUUUUGCUUUCGGAUAUUUAUGCAGCAAAUAAAAGAUGGGAUGAAGUUGCAAGGUCAAGGAAGUUUCUUAAAGAAAAUGAGGUGAAGAAAGAGAGAGGCAAAAGUUGGAUUGAAAUAAAGGACAUGGUUCAUUCCUUUAUGGUUGGAGAAAGAAACCAUCCUAGAAUUGCUGAGAUUUAUUCGAAAUUGGACAAUUUGAUGGAAGAAUUGAAGAAACUGGAUUACAUGGUUGAGAUUGAACAUGACCAUCAUUUUGUGGAAGAUAGCAAAAAGCAUGAACUUUUGAGGCACCACAGUGAGAAACUUGCUCUUGCUUUUGGACUGAUGUGCUUACCUCCAAAUGCACCUAUUAGAAUCAUGAAGAACCUUAGAAUCUGUGGGGAUUGCCAUUCCUUUAUGAAGCUUGCAUCAAGUUUUACAGGAAGGGAGAUCAUUGUUAGAGACACAAACCGGUUUCACCUUUUUAAGAAUGGAUAUUGUUCUUGCAGGGAUUUCUGGUGAACAAAAACUUGUUCACUCACUGUCUAUUUCUGCAGUAUGGUUUACACUGAAAAAGGAAAUACAGAUUAAUUUAAUGGAAAAUAAUAAUCCAUGUUUAAGGA
Messenger RNA from Ziziphus jujuba (common jujube), 2033 nucleotides. RefSeq names its product pentatricopeptide repeat-containing protein At5g04780, mitochondrial. The record is from RefSeq and is a predicted model, not a curated record. Bases 55 to 1932 code for a protein of 625 amino acids. The transcript has a single exon. Gene Ontology annotation, biological process: RNA modification. Gene Ontology annotation, molecular function: protein binding; RNA binding; zinc ion binding. NCBI's taxonomy places the organism in Eukaryota, Viridiplantae, Streptophyta, Magnoliopsida, Rosales, Rhamnaceae.